AUGGACACGUCUCAGCUGUGUAAGCUGUUCAUAGGAGGCCUCAACGUCCAGACUACGGAGGCCGGCCUCAGGAGUCACUUCGAGGGCUACGGCACCCUGACGGACUGUGUGGUGGUGGUGAACCCGCUGACCAAGCGCUCCCGCUGUUUCGGCUUCGUCACCUAUUCCUCCGCUGAGGAAGCCGACGCCGCUGUGGCCGCCUCCCCUCACGUGCUGGAUGGCACCAACGUGGAGCUGAAGAGAGCCGUGUCCCGGGAGGACUCGUCCAAGCCCGGCGCCCACGCCAAAGUCAACAAGCUGUUCGUGGGGGGGCUGAAGACGGACAUCGAGGAGGCCCACCUC
Staurois parvus is the source of this 342-nucleotide messenger RNA. The record is from the annotation of a GenBank genome assembly. Lineage: Eukaryota; Metazoa; Chordata; Amphibia; Anura; Ranidae.